AUGAGGAUCAGCACAAGGUCCAUAACCUGCCAUCCAAACCCAUCUACUCGACCCGGAACCAUCUUCCAUCAAAUCCGGACCCUCUCCGAUGCCGUGAGCAAUGACAAGUCCUUCCACCCCAACUUAAGGCUCCCAUUAUCCUCCAUCAACGUGUACCCGCGCCAUGGAAACAUUCCCAGCAGCAGGCCCGCCUGUGCCGCCGGGCUUCCGGCCAGUGAUACGGGCCUGAAUCCGGCCCGGCCCAAUUCAUCCCCCCACCUCUCCACUCUUUCCUCUCCAUUCCUCUUGGGCCCACCCACUGCCACAAUAUUCCUGAUUUCGCCUCCCAGCACUUGCUGCUCUACUGUGUGCCGCUCAAUGCUAUUGGGCCCAGGCCCAAGCCCAAGCCCAUCAUCCAACGCAUCGAAAAGCGCAGAAGCCUCCACGAAACGGCCGAGGAACCCGCCUGAGUGGCUGAGGUCCUGCUCGACGACGGUGAUGAGCUUGGGCUUGAUUAGGGCGGAGGGUUUGAAGGUCGUUGCCGGUGACGUCGUAGAGGCAGUGGUGCAUCCAGUGGACGAUGAUGGUUUCCCCCGAUUUGAUUCCGAGCUGGCUAGGGUUUGUGAGGCUGCCGAUUUUGCCCUGGACGGGGUGGAAUUCGAAGGGGAUGCCGAGGGAGGAGGCGAAUUCGGAGAGGCGGCGGCCGGUGGAGGCGAGGAGGUCGGAGGAGGGACCGAGGGCGGUCAGUCGGAGGGAGCUGAUUUUGCGGGGUUUCGAGGCGAGGAUGUGGAAGAGGCCGGGCCACUGGAGGCCCUGCAUCACGUCGAGGUCGAUGACGUGGACGCGUUCGGAGGAGGAAGGGGAGGAUAG
Striga asiatica is the source of this 849-nucleotide messenger RNA. The record is from the annotation of a GenBank genome assembly. NCBI's taxonomy places the organism in Eukaryota, Viridiplantae, Streptophyta, Magnoliopsida, Lamiales, Orobanchaceae.